Molecule: messenger RNA, 867 nt
Organism: Coniosporium apollinis CBS 100218
Lineage: Eukaryota; Fungi; Ascomycota; Dothideomycetes
Exons: 1
Coding region: 1-867 (288 amino acids)
Biological process (GO): phospholipid transport
Cellular component (GO): mitochondrial intermembrane space
Molecular function (GO): phosphatidic acid transfer activity
Source: RefSeq, a predicted model, not a curated record
AUGGUGAAGUUCUACUCCAGCACCGACACCUACAGCUACCCCUUCUCCGCCGUCAGUCUCGCCUACUUCCUGCGCUACCCCAACCCACACGCAACCCACGUCCUUUCCACCGACACCAUCGACCGCCACUAUGAUCCCACCACCCAAACCCUCACCACCACGCGCCUGCACCUCAAGCGCUCCAAGCUCCCCGCCCCCGUCCUCAAACUCGUGCCGCGUAGCCUGCUCGGCGCGGGCAAAGAUGGCGACAGCCAGGCCUACAUACUCGAGACGAGCGUCGUGGAUGUCAAGGCCGGCACCAUGGAGACGGAGAGUCGGAAUCUUGAGUGGACGGGUGUGCUGAGUGUUGUGGAGCGGCAACUGUAUCGCCGGUCGCAGUCGGAUACGGGAGUUUUCGGCAACGUGCCGAACGCGGCGGCCAAGCACGGUUUCCUGAAGCAAGCGCCGGAGGAGGAGGAGGAGAAGUGUGAUGUCACGACGACAGUGACGCUGCAUUCGCGCCUUGGCGAGCGGUGGAAGCAGCGGCGGGCUGCGCGGUCCUCGAUCCCUGGGGAACCGGGCCUAGCAAGGGAGCUGGACGAGGAGCCGGAGGAGAAAGUCGGGUUCCUGCGCAGCUGGAGCCAGGCGUCCAUUCAACGGUCCAUCGAGCUUAUUGGCCUGAGGCGCGCUGAGCGCAGCCAGCCGAACGCGAAGAAGGGCAUGAAGGUCGUGCUGCAGCGGCUGCGGCAGGGCGGGCUGGUCGCUGUGCUGGAGGGGAUGAGGAGGGAUAGGGAGAUGGCUGUUGGCGGAGGUGCAUUGGUACAGCAGCCGAGGGUGUGGGGCAGGGCUGGAGGGUCUGAGGAAGGGGAUGGGGAGAGUGAGGAGUGA